This is a messenger RNA of Drosophila eugracilis, 2287 nucleotides long. It is a transcript of the gene Pgi, whose product is annotated as glucose-6-phosphate isomerase. Gene Ontology annotation, biological process: glucose 6-phosphate metabolic process; glycolytic process; gluconeogenesis. Gene Ontology annotation, cellular component: cytosol. The record is from RefSeq and is a predicted model, not a curated record. The transcript has 5 exons. Bases 325 to 2001 code for a protein of 558 amino acids. NCBI's taxonomy places the organism in Eukaryota, Metazoa, Arthropoda, Insecta, Diptera, Drosophilidae. Gene Ontology annotation, molecular function: carbohydrate derivative binding; glucose-6-phosphate isomerase activity; monosaccharide binding.
CUUGUUUUUCAUUUGACAUUGAAAGGUGCUCGCGAAUUCCAGAAAGGACGUUGGAAAAUCGGCAGCCGCUCAUUACCUAUCAAUAGCAAACACGGCGAAGUUGUGGCGCGGUGCUCUGGAGAUUUGCCGGAGCCAGAUAAAACCAACGACCAGACGAUUAAGUAGCCGGAUCCGCGUUUAUAAGUGAAGUUUCGCGAUUACUUAAAACAGUUCACCAGUGCUCUCUUUUCCGUACGCUACAAAUUCCUCUCGAGCUCUAACGAGACCACCUUCCCGCCUCCUUCUACUCCACAUCUACCUCCUGCUUGGGAAAACUAAAGUACGAUGGCCGGCCCACUUCCUCCACUCAACCAAGAGGCAGCUUUCCAGAAGCUGCAGGAGUACUACGAUUCCCAGGGCAAGGACCUCAACAUCAAGGAUCUGUUCGUAAAGGACCCGAAAAGAUUCUCCAAAUACAGCCUUCGCCUGCACACCCAGAACGAUGGGGAGAUACUGUUGGACUACUCGAAGAACCGCAUCAAUGACGACGUCUGGGAGCUCCUCCUCUCUUUGGCCAAGGUUCGGCGCGUGGAAGCCGCCCGGGACGCCAUGUUUUCCGGCCAGCACAUCAACAUCACCGAAAAUCGCGCCGUCUUGCACACGGCUCUGCGCAAUCGCGGCACGGACCCCGUCCUGGUUGACGACAAGGAUGUUAUGCCCGACGUACGUGCCGAACUUGCCCAUAUGAAGGAGUUCACCAACAAGGUCAUCUCCGGUGUGUGGCGCGGCUGCACCGGUAAACAGAUCACGGAUGUGGUUAACAUUGGCAUCGGUGGCUCCGAUCUGGGUCCGCUGAUGGUCACCGAAGCUCUGAAGCCGUACGGUAAGGGGCUCGUAUCCCACUUUGUCUCCAAUAUUGACGGCACCCAUCUGGCUGAGGUUCUCAAGAAGGUGAACUACGAGACGACCCUGUUCAUCGUCGCUUCAAAGACCUUCACCACCCAGGAGACUAUCACAAACGCCACCUCCGCCAAGACCUGGCUUCUCGAGCAUUCCAAGGAGCCGGAAUCCGUUGCCAAGCAUUUCGUUGCCCUUUCGACGAACAAGGAAAAGGUCACCGAAUUCGGCAUUGACAGCGCCAACAUGUUCGGAUUCUGGGAUUGGGUGGGCGGACGCUACUCCUUGUGGUCAGCCAUUGGACUGUCUAUUUGCCUGUCGAUUGGCUUUGAGAACUUCGAGCAGCUGCUGGAUGGUGCCCAUUACAUGGAUAACCAUUUCAGGACGACACCUUUCGAGAAAAAUGCUCCUGUAGUCCUGGCUUUGCUGGGUGUUUGGUACUCCAACUUCUUCAAGGCGGAAACACACGCUCUUUUGCCCUAUGACCAGUACUUGCACCGCUUCGCCGCUUAUUUCCAGCAGGGCGAUAUGGAGAGCAACGGCAAGUUCGUCAGCAAAGCGGGUAAGGCCGUCAAGUACAGCACAGGUCCGAUUGUUUGGGGCGAGCCAGGCACCAACGGCCAACACGCUUUCUACCAGCUCAUCCACCAAGGCACCCGCCUGAUCCCCUGCGAUUUUAUCGCCCCCGCCCAGACGCACAAUCCUAUUGCCGGUGGCAAGCACCACAAGAUCCUUCUGUCGAAUUUCCUGGCCCAAACGGAGGCUCUCAUGGCCGGAAAGACCGUCGACGAGGCUCGGGCUGAGCUCACCAAGGCUGGACUCUGCGGCAACGAGCUGGAUAACUUGCUGCCCCACAAGGUGUUCGUUGGCAACCGUCCGACCAAUUCGAUUGUGGUGAAGAAGGUCUCACCUUUUACCUUAGGCGCAUUGAUUGCGCUCUAUGAGCACAAGAUCUUCGUACAGGGCAUUAUUUGGGACAUCAACUCGUUCGACCAGUGGGGUGUUGAGCUGGGCAAGCAGCUGGCCAAGGCCAUCGAGCCGGAGCUGGAUCACUGCAACGAGGUCUCCACGCACGACAGUUCCACGAACGGUUUAAUUAACUUCAUCAAAGCCAAUUGGAAGUAAUCAUGUCCGGCUAUUUGUUGAAAAUUAAAAUGAAAUGUUGACACAAAUGCUCUAAUUGUUAGUAGUUUCUGAGCCGUUAUUGAGUAGCCUCUGCCUAUGUAUACCCGAGCUACAAACCCCCUGUUAUUUGGCACAUUAUUCAACUGUAUUUAUUAAUUGGAAAUGUUUGUUUGCUUGCGUAUCGAUAAAAUCUCAUGUCGAAACUAUACCAACAAUUGGCUCACCCUAUUCGUUGUUGCACGUAGUUUAAAACCACAAAUAAAAUUUAUGAAUUCGGUGUAGAAAA